Molecule: messenger RNA, 3669 nt
Organism: Stegostoma tigrinum
Lineage: Eukaryota; Metazoa; Chordata; Chondrichthyes; Orectolobiformes; Stegostomatidae
Product: oxygen-regulated protein 1-like
Exons: 4
Coding region: 1821-3668 (615 amino acids)
Biological process (GO): retina development in camera-type eye; photoreceptor cell development; axoneme assembly
Cellular component (GO): axoneme
Source: RefSeq, a predicted model, not a curated record
UGGAGAAAAGGAGAAGGAGAGGGGACCUAAUUGAGGUAUACAAGAUAAUGAGAGGCAUAGAUAGAGUUGAUAGCCAGAGACUAUUUCCCAGGGCAGAAAAGGCUAGCACGAGGGGUCAUAGUUUUAAGCUGGUUGGUGGAAAGUAUAGAGGGGAUGUCAGAGGCAGGUUCUUUACGCAGAGAGUUGUGAGAGCAUGGAAUGCAUUGCCAGUAGCAGUUGUGGAAGCAAGGUCAUUGGGGUCAUUUAAGAGACUGCUGGACAUGUAUAUGGUCACAGAAAUUUGAGGGUGCAUACAUGAGGAUCAAUGGUCGGCACAACAUUGUGGGCUGAAGGGCCUGUUCUGUGCUGUACUGUUCUAUGUUCUAUGUUCUAAGAUUCCAUUGCCAUUUGGGGUACGAACAAUUACCACACCUCGUGGUGGCAAUAGUGUGACAAGCCUUUCAGAUCUUAAGGAUGGACAAGCAUACAUUUGCUCUGACCAAAGGAAAGUGAAGCCAAUUAACCUUGAGCAGGCUAAUCAGAAACCUAACCCCUGGUUUAUUAACAAAUCUUUUAAUCGUGAACAACUUACAUCAAGACAGAACAGACAGAAAGCCUCUAAGUCACUUCAUGCGGACUUAUCACCUUCUGCAGGAGUUCCAAAGAAGCUUGUAAUCUUCAGGAAUGGUGAUCCUACUUUCAAACGUAAUCUGAUUUUGAACAGGAACCAAAUACAGAACUUUGAUGUAUUGUUGAACCAUGUUAGUGAGCUGAUGAAUUUUCCUGUACUAAAGCUGUACAGCAUAGAUGGGAAAAGGACACUGAAAAACAGACUUCCUGGCAGCACUAGAAUCGACGCUCAGAAAAAAAGACUAAACAAGGAAACACAACAAACAAUCAGACAGACCAUUGUACCUCUACUGAUAAAGAGAACACAGACAAACACAUUUAAUAAAGAGGAAAGCAAUGUCCUGAAGAACAUAAAAAAGACAAAAAGCAUCAUCAUUGUUCCUGCUGAUAAAGACAGAAUGACUGUGGUAAUAAACGAAAUGGACUACACACAAAAAGCCGAAGAACUAUUUGCAGAUACAUAAACCUACCAACAGAGGGAGUGGGACCCCCCCCACCCCCACCACUGCUAACAAACAGAAUAACGUAAACGCCAUGGAACCUACACAAAACAGAACAGAUAACAAAAACAGAAAUGCAAAGGAUGAAACUAGAAGGCAACAACACUCUAAGAUUCUACAGACUACAGACUGCCUGACACAAGCCUGACAUACCUCUCAGACUGUGGCUCUACCAGGAACCCUAUCACACAAAUUAGCCAAGCAACUAUAACAAAAGCUUAAACAUUUAGUCAAUAGUUCAAGACGCUCCAUUCAAUCAACACAAAAAUUCCUGGACAACAACAAGAACACUAAAAUAGACAAAGAAGUUUUGAUCUCACUCGAUGAAACAGCAUUGUUUACUUCAAUUGACAGAAACCUAGAUAAAAUUGAUUCUCUUUAUCUUGUGAAGUAUAAACUUGAAGCUGUUGUUGCUGCUGGUCGUGAGGGUUAUAAGCUGAGAAAAUACGCUGAUUUAAAAUUACCACAAAUGUCAAAUCAUGAUCAGUUCAAGAACUUCAAAGCAGAAAAAAACAUAAGGCAAGGUCAGGGAGAAGACAAUGGAAGAUUAAUUCAAUAUCUCCUUCUAGCUCAAAUUCUCAACUUUACUCCACAUCUUCUGGUAAAUUAUACGUAGAUGACAAUAAAAACUUUUUAGCGAGCAGCUUCCCUUUACCUGAAAAUGAAGCAUGCUCUGACACAAGUUGCAUUUACACAAGAGAAGAUAAGCUCAUGAUACCGUCAGAAGAUGACAUUGAGAAGUUCAUAUACAUGAAUGAGGAUGGCAGCAUGACAGUAGAAAUGAGAGUACAUCUCCAAAUAAAAGAGCGAGAGACAAUACAAUGGAGUACUACAGUUAGUCGUUCCAAUGUAUGUAAAGAGACAAUUAAUGCUUGCAAUUCACACCAGGAAUCUAAUGUUGAAUCAACAGAUCUGAUUAGUGUACAUCCUCAACAUAAUCCUAAAACAUUGCAUUUUGAAAAAUUGGAACAUGAGCAAGAAUUUGAUAAUCUUCAUCUGCCACAAAAAUGCACACUAUGUAUAGAACAAGAUAAUGCUGGACAUUAUCAUAUUUGGCAAAAUAAUUCUUUAUGCACAAAAGAAAAUCUUCCUGACUUGGAGAUGGAAUUGGAACCAUCAUACUGUUACAAGAGAAAUCCUGAUCCUGGAAAGAUAAUGCAGAGUCAGUUAACUCUGAAAAACAUGACCGUAAAUCCUGAUGUGAAAACUACUGCAAAUAUUGUUACAGGUCCAAACCUGGAGGAGUCAAAACUUGGAGAGGGUAUAAUUGAGCACUGUUGUGAACAUUUUUCAAUGUCCAGAUCAAAGGGAUCUUGUAAAAGAACUAAUCAUGUUAUUUCUGAUCAUUUUCAAACAUGGGAAGAGAUUAAUGUAAAUACUCAAGGGGAAGAAAAAGCAAUCUUUGAUACACGUACAUCUUUUGUUUUGAAAAACACUACUUCAAUGUCUUCAAGACCUUACUAUGAAAAUCAAUUAACUAUAAUGAAAAUAUAUUCCAACACUGAACAUACAGAUACAACAAAUAUGUUCCCACAAUAUUUGGAAGAAAUUGGAUGUGGUAGUUUUGCAGAAUUAAAUUUGAGACCCAAUUCAGCAGAUCCAGCUUGCUCCAUUUCAAAACAAGGAGAAAAAGAUUUAAGAUCAGUGAGUGCUUUAUUCAGGUAUUCUAGACCUUCUGCAUCAAUUUAUAAUGAAGCAAAUGGCUUGCCAUCUAGAAUGGUAUAUUCAGAUAUAUUUAUGGGAAGAAAACAAAGAACAGAUGUAAACACAAGCUUUUCUGAGAUUUGUGAAUCCAGAAUGUGUUGCUUUUUGGAAAAUUUAAACAAUGAUUCACAGUAUUCACAGAGUUCUGCAAAAAGAAAUCAGGAAUGCAUUAGAACUAUGGAAGUCGAACUGCCAGCUAAUACAGAUUCAAAUGAUUCUUUAUCUACCAAUGAAGAAGAAGGAACUUUUUGCAGAACUGAUAAGGCAAACCCUGUCAUCAAUGGUACAGUGACUACAUGUUGCAGAAUAAAUGAGGAGAAAUCUAGAGAACAUGAAAAAUUGGAGAAAAUCCAAGAGAAUGCAAAGUUACACCCAGAAUACAGCAGUUAUUCACAAAAAGUUCAACUACGAGACCAGCUUGAAAAAAUUGAUGUUUUGAGUGAUAAUUGCACUACUUCAAGCAGCAGUCAAGAAUCAUUAGUGAUUGAAGCUGACAAGUAUCAGACCACUGAUUUUAAUCCUAUUGAAAAGUCUAACAAAAGCAAAGUGACAUGCCAUAUUGAAACCAGAUGUGAUAGUUUUGCAUCUCACAAGUCAACAGGAUUGAUACAUCCUAAAGAAAUCAAUUCUAAUCUGUUGUCAAUAAUUUGUCCACCAGACAAAAGACCUAGUAGUACAGAAUUACUGGACAAUAAAUUACAAAGAUUGGGAGACCAAGGCAUUAGUACCAUCAACAACAAUGAUAGCUCUGUGACAUCUUCCUCUGAGGUAAAUAUUUUCCAAGAUAUUUUUUCUUCAAUAAGACCCUGCAAAAAAGAAUUACACUGGUAUCAUGAAGAAGGCAGUGUAGUGUAGU